AGGGGGAAGCGAUCGAGGGCUCGUCGCGACGCGAUUCUCUCGCGCUCUUCUUCUCCCCGUGGAUGAUUCACGCGAGCGUCCGCGAAUAUCAAUGCGGGGAUUCUUCCUCAGUGUCGAGACGCGCGUCGGAGUGUUUCCGGUGUAACCCGCAUAUAUAUAUACAUACAUACAUGCUAUACAUCCGCGACGUAAUAGUACACGCGACUCCCGACACCUCGGUAUCGAGAGGGUGCGAAUGAGGGGUGCCGUGUCGGAUCGCCGGAUUCGCGGUAAAGGACAGGGCGGUCAACCCCGAUGCCUGCGCAUCCUGAUUGAGUUUGCAAAUUCGAUUAACGCGCGGCGAGCUAUGGAGAUCGGGGAAUAAUCUCGCGGCGGCGAGUUUAUCACGUUGCGCGACUUAUCGGCCUGCAUUGAUCUGUGACUGAUACGGGCGGCGACAACGACGACGACGACGACGACGACGACGGGAUCGUCGCAAACGUGAUCAAGGGACAGCUCGACAGCUCCGCUCGAGUCAAAAGAUGGCAAUCGCUGCUUCGGAGAAUUAUCAGCUGAAGUGGCACAGCUAUGGAGCGCAUCUUCAUAGCUCCGUCGCGACGUUGCUUCAUUCGGAGUCCUUUGCGGAUGUUCUGCUGGCCACGUCCUGCGGCCGACACGUGGCGGCUCAUCGAUUCGUCCUCGCUGCCUGCUCAUCGUACCUAAGUCACAUUUUCCAGACAUGCCACUUUGGCGCGAAUACUAAUGCUCCGAUAAUCGUGGUAUUGCCUACAGAGAUUGGAUAUCGUACGCUAAAAAUCCUGAUACAAUACAUGUACAGCGGCGAAGCCACCGUGACGAAUGAUCAGCUGGAGGGAGUCUUGAAAGCCGGUGAUAUAUUGCGUGUGCGUGGACUAUGGAGAUCGAAUACCGGUAGCAGCAAGAAGGAAAAUAUACAGUCGAACAAUCAGAAGAUCGAACGUGACAAACGGGAGCCCUCGCAGCUGACCGGACAGAUACAGAAGAUCAAACUGGUGCAACCGACCACCGAGAAAAUAGUCGAGAACGCGCAACAGGCGGCUACGGCAUGCCAAAAUAAUAUACAACCCUCGAAGCCAAUCGAGAGGAAAAGCACUGAGAAGAUCAUCGAAGAUAAGACCAACGAAUCCGACGCCAAGAAAAUCUUGGAGGAAAAUAAGAACAAUGAGCAAAAUAAAAACAAAGAGAAUCUCGAGACGAAUGGAAAGAAGAAAAAAUCUGUAAAUAGUGAUGUCGAAUCGAACAAAUCGAAGAGCGAAGGUGGCGACAAUACGGAACUAAAUUUGGAACUGUUAGUGAAGGAUGAGCCGAUCGAUUGGGAAGAGACGAUCGAUCCGUCGGAAUCGCUUACGAUAGACCACGAGAUUGAUAUCAAACCAGAGAUUGUGCACAGCGCGGACGAAGAUGGAGAUAUGGAAGAGGAGGAAUAUACACCAUUGACGUGCGACAUGUGCAGUCAAACAUUUAACAGACCAUCAGAUUGGGUGAGACAUAUAGAAUUCACGCACGCUGACAUGACUGAAAAUCGAAGAAAGAAACGAAAGGACGAUGUGAACGACGACAGCAAGGACUUCCCACCUCUGAAGUGCGACCUAUGCGGCAACAUGUAUUCCACACCGCAGGAGUGGGUACGUCACAUACAGACGGAACAUACGGAGGAACAGUUGGCCUUGAUGAACAAUUCGGCGCCCCCUAAGCCGAAGAGGGUACACAAUCACCAAAAAUUAUGUAAUAUAUGUCAAAAGGAAUUCCCGAGCCACGCCUCGAUGGUCAUCCAUCAGAGAACGCAUACGGGCGAGAAGCCUUUCCUCUGUUCCUACUGUAAAAAAGGCUUCAAUGUAAAAAGCAAUCUAUUGAGGCAUUUAAGAACACUGCAUGACAAAUACGUACAUCCCAGCUUAUACGGGAGUAAUGGUAGCACGAACGCUUAAAGGCCCUUCACAUUCUUUUCCGAAACACAUACACAUAUAAAUAUAUAUAUUUCUGUUUUGCAUGGCGUCUCAGUCGUGGAGAGACUAUACAGCAUCUUAUCUAUGUCCAAUAUUAUGUCUACCUAGACUGAACGCAUAUCUAUAUAACGUAUAAAAGGAUGCCAAAUUGGAACGUGAUGUGACAAGGAACUAGUAGAAUCGAGAUCUGUGUUGUAAUCUCCACUGAGAAAAACAUAACUGAGCGCAUUUUAAAAAUUCCCAAUGCAUAUUGGAGAGAAAUCUAUAAUACAAACUAUUUUUUCUAAAAAAAGGUAGAAUUAUCGCGUUCUUUAUAAUAUAAUA
This is a messenger RNA of Camponotus floridanus (Florida carpenter ant), 2288 nucleotides long. RefSeq names its product zinc finger protein 615. Gene Ontology annotation, biological process: regulation of transcription by RNA polymerase II. The coding region runs from base 522 to 1946 and encodes 474 amino acids. Gene Ontology annotation, molecular function: protein binding. The transcript has 6 exons. The record is from RefSeq and is a predicted model, not a curated record. Lineage: Eukaryota; Metazoa; Arthropoda; Insecta; Hymenoptera; Formicidae. Gene Ontology annotation, cellular component: nucleus.